Onychostoma macrolepis is the source of this 1569-nucleotide messenger RNA. RefSeq names its product synaptosome associated protein 25b (gene snap25b). Lineage: Eukaryota; Metazoa; Chordata; Actinopteri; Cypriniformes; Cyprinidae. Gene Ontology annotation, molecular function: voltage-gated potassium channel activity; syntaxin-1 binding; SNAP receptor activity. The transcript has 8 exons. The record is from RefSeq and is a predicted model, not a curated record. Bases 201 to 812 code for a protein of 203 amino acids. Gene Ontology annotation, biological process: synaptic vesicle priming; synaptic vesicle fusion to presynaptic active zone membrane; exocytosis. Gene Ontology annotation, cellular component: synaptobrevin 2-SNAP-25-syntaxin-1a-complexin I complex; plasma membrane.
GGCACGCCAUCUUUGAUGAGGGAUGAGGUUUUUUUCACUCGCUCACUCCAGAGCUGUGUGCACGCGCAUUAGGUGACCCAAAUCAGUGCUGAAGGAGGCAAGGCGAUAGUAACAUCCCCAACGUGGUUCAUCGAGUGCGAGCCUUCAAGUAAGAGCUACACUUCCCGUUUAGAGGCGAGCACCUCAUCCCUCCAACAGCCAUGGCAGACGAGUCGGACAUGCGCAAUGAGCUGACAGACAUGCAGGCCAGAGCUGAUCAGGUGGCUGAUGAGUCUUUGGAAAGUACUCGCCGCAUGCUGCAGCUGGUCGAAGAGAGUAAAGAUGCUGGUAUCAGAACUUUGGUUAUGCUGGAUGAACAGGGAGAGCAACUGGAGCGCAUCGAAGAGGGAAUGGAUCAGAUCAAUAAGGACAUGAAAGAAGCAGAAAAGAAUUUGACGGAUCUAGGAAAUCUCUGUGGUCUAUGUCCAUGUCCAUGUAACAAGCUGAAAGGUGGUGGCCAGUCCUGGGGUAAUAACCAGGAUGGGGUGGUGUCCAGCCAGCCGGCCCGUGUGGUCGAUGAACGUGAGCAGAUGGCCAUCAGCGGAGGAUUCAUCCGCAGGGUAACAGAUGAUGCACGAGAGAACGAAAUGGAUGAGAAUUUGGAGCAGGUGGGAGGUAUCAUCGGUAACCUCCGCCACAUGGCUCUCGACAUGGGCAACGAGAUCGACACCCAGAACCGUCAAAUCGACAGGAUUAUGGAUAUGGCCGAUUCCAACAAAACCAGGAUCGACGAAGCCAACCAGCGCGCCACAAAGAUGUUGGGCAGUGGCUAAACCCCUGCGAGAAGUGCUUCGGCUCCCUUUCCCUUCCCCGCUGUACCUGCAACAGUGCACAUGUGUUUUUCACCCGACCAGUUUGCACACAUGCACUUAUCAGCCCCUCUACGCUCUAUCUAGGAAGUGUCGUCGUGUGUCUGUCUUAACUGAUAGUCUAGUAAAUGGUCACAUUUACUCUGUAUCUUUCUCUCCAAAGGUUAAAUGUACAUAGUGCAUAUUUGAUGGCUAGAGAUCAUGUGAAGUUUCUUCUUCUUCUUCUUCUUCUUCUUCUCUUUGUUGGUUUCUUUAUGUUUUUUUUUUUAAAGUGUAUAUUUAUUAAAUAUAUAUACACACAUUUUUUGGAUGAAAUUUCUUAAAGGUUUUCAGUCAUCCGUGUGUCCAUGCUCUGUGUUUUACUCAAAAUAAGCCAUGCUUCAUAUUCUGAUGUAGUGAGACAGGAGACGAAUUAGACAGUGAGGUGCAGGAGAUCACAUGACGGAUUGCUUAUCUUAGCCUGCCAUUUUGUAAUCGCCUUUAGACAGUGUUCAGUAAUGAUUAUUACACCUAAAGUGGUCAUAUAUGUAUACAGCGUGUCACUUUCACUUAUUAUUACCCCAUGUGUAGACAUUACCGUACAGCACGGGCAUGUCAGUACAUGCAUUCGUUUUGAAGCAACAUCACAAUAGUGCCACUCUUUUUUUUCUGUACAUCUGCAAAAUGUGUCAGUUGAUGAAAAAUCGGAACUAAAUGCCAAUAAAAACUAAACAAACCUGAA